AAGUGGGCUACGAUUCCUUCAGCCUGCUGCUGACACCGGUCACGCAACCACCUCCCGCCUGCGGAAGUCCAACUCUCCCGUCAACGCAUCGGUCGUGGAGCACAGCGCUUCUCGUUCGCCCCAGUCCUCAGGAUCCUCGUCUAACAAUCUUCACCAGCCACCGCGGCAGUCCGGCAGCCCCCAGAGCUACGGGACGCGGCUGUGCGACCACGAGCUGACGUACGACAUGCUACGCAAGUCCCCGAUCAUGAACUUCAGACGGGGGGACAGCAGCGACUAUGAGCUGCCCAUGAUGCUCCGCAAUCGGGAGACCAUCAACUCUGGCGGCAACAGUGAGCUCAACUUUAUGAGCAACGAAACGCGCAUCUAUGAACACCCGACUACGGUGCUAAAGCCACAGCGCUCCCUCCGCCAGAGUCCGGGAUCGAGGGACGACCUGACCCUGGAGAUGGCAGUGGGAGUGGGUGGGGACUACAUUUACAGACAGGCAGCAACCCAGCCGCGCAGCAGCAGUAACACGACAGAGUUCCCCCCAACGGCCACCACCAAGAGCUGCUCCAAGACCUUAGAUACCUGCGACUAUUGGCCCCGAUGCGCAGCUUGCCAGGAAGGAAGUGCACCUGUUCCGGUCAGGAGAGACCAGUCGCAGGCGGACGUAUCUGUUAUCGAGCUGCAGCCUCUUACGCAGCCCCACGUCAUUUCAGUGGCCGUUAACAAAAGCCCAAAAGAGUGUGUCCAACGAGUCGUCGAGGGGAGAGUUUUCAAUCCGUCCUGGACCUUAUUGUGCAGCGGCACGGCCAGUACUCGUCAUCCUUCACAGCAGGCGGAGACAGAGACGAAGGACAAGUCCCAAAAGGUUGUGGCAGAGAAGGAUAUUGCGCUCAGGAGCAGCCAGAGCGAUGGCCAGGACCAGCCAUCCCAAGCCGAAGGAAGCGAACGAAACAAGUGCCGCAGGAGGAGCAAGGGCAUCAGAAGGGGACGUAGUCGCUCCCUGCCUAGUCUGUCGCUAGAGCCACCGCUGCCACGGAGAUAUAGGACUGACGGAAUGCCAAAUACCGGAAAUCAAGGAACAAGGAACGGCUUGGCGCAGCAGAUGCGGGCCGUCUCCAGUCCCACGCUGAUAGAACCACUCUCGGUGCCGCCGCAACAGAAGCCAGACGAAAGCGCCUCGGAUGUAGCGGCCACCGCUGUCACAGGCCACAGCAGCAACAGCAGCAGCGGGAAUGGAGGUGGCAGUGUUGUCAGCGGUGGCCUGGGCGUACUGCAGAUGUUUAAGCGCACUCUGAACAAUUUCAAUAGCAAGAACCAACUACACAUCACUCCGCUGCCGCCGGCGGCCACGAACAGCAAUGUGCCAAAGCCCAAGUCGUCGCCAACGACGCCGACCGUAUCCAUCACAGCCCCCGCUGCGUCGGCGACACAGACAGCCAGCAGCGAAUCUGGUCCGGAAGGAGGGGAUGCGAGCUCUGGCAAGUACCGAUUCGGGCCCCUCAUUUGGCGCACCUCCAAGGAGCGCCGCAAGACGAAGUUCAACCGGCGUGACAAGUGCAACUCUGGCGACUCUGGCAUUCAGAUCGAACUGGAGCCGGACGAACAGUACUCCCGAGCUCUGGUCGUCAGUAGCCAGAGAGGAGCUGUUACUUCCGUUUCCGUUAACGGGACGUCAACUGGCGCCGAGUCCAAGAUCAGAGCCAUACGCCGCACCAACUCGGCCAAGGCGAGCAGUAUCCUGGGCCCCCUUGUCCUGAAAUCCAAGAACGCGAAGCACCUAAACAUUGGCGAGACGGGCAGAGGUGAGCGCGAGGCACCCGAGUCUCUGCCCACACGAUCUCUGAGCCAACCCAAUGGCCUGGAGACAUACGGCAUGGGGCGGCCGGAGCUCGAGGACAGCGACAGCGACAGUGUCACAUCGCACGAUGAAGCUGUCACCUACUACCCGACCAUAUAUGCGGAAGUUCUCUACAACUUCACCGCCGCAGGGCCGCAGGAGCUGGGCUUGGAGCGGGGAAUGCUCAUUGAAAUAUUGCGGAAGGAAGUCGGACCCUGGUGGUUCGGCCGUAUUAAGAAGGAGGACACCAAUCUCGUGGAGGAUAUUCUGGAUCCCGAGCUGGGCUGGUUUCCCAAGGAGUUUGUGCGCAUUAUUCACUGUCCUGAGACGGACAUCUUUUUCAACGAGCACAGAGCAGCUGCGGCUGAUGCAGAAGCGGAGGUUAACGCGGAAGCGGAGGAGGUGGCAGCCGGUGAAGGAGCGUGUGGCGGUGGUGAACCGUCUAUUCCUGUUCCGGUUGAUGCGUUCACAGAGGAUGCGGAUGUGACCGUAACGACGGACAAGAGCAACGUCACCCUGAUAGUAAUAGACUCGCCUCCAACGCCAUUGUGUGCCCCCAGUGUCGACAUCCAGUCGAACCACAACACCAUUCUGCGCCGAAGUGCUGUACGCGAACUGCUCGAAACGGAGGCCAAUUAUGUCAAGCUUCUGGCUGCUAUUUGUGAUGGAUAUCUGCCGGCCAUGAGCAAGCGCAUCGAUAUAUUCUCCCCAAACAGUAUUCAGCUGAUCUUCUCCAACAUAACGGCCAUCUAUAAGUUCCAGCGAAAGUUUCUCGAGGCCCUGCGACGAGGAAUCGAUCAAAACCAGAUUGCUAAAGUGUUUCUCAAAAUGCACAAGGGCUUCCUCUGUUAUUCCACAUAUUGCAACGCCUAUCCAAGGGCUCUGAUCGAGCUGGAGUCCUACGAUCGCAUCAAGGAUGCACGCACCAUCUUGGAGAACUGCCGCGAGUCUGAGAACCUGGCAGAACUUCCGCUCUCCGCCCACCUCCUGGCACCCGUGCAGCGCAUCUGUCGCUACCCCCUGCACCUCAACGAGAUCAUCAAGACUGCACUGGAGGGUGCCGGUCAGGAGUCUGGAGAUGAGGUAGACGGUGUCAAGCCGCUUGCCACCGAUUACGAGCAGCUGGAUGUCAGUGAACUGGACAUACCCGACUCUCGUGACAUUGUCAACCAGGCGCUGGAAGCGAUGCGCGGCAUUACGGAGGCGGUCAAUGAGGGGAAACGCCACAGCGAGACGAUUGCUAGGCACCAAGCCAGCUUCCAGAACUUCAAGGGACCGCCGCUGCACUUGCAUAGCGCCCGCUUUUUCCUGCAGGUCGACGCCACACGGCAGAAGCAGAAUCUGUGGAACAGUAGCUGCACUUUGUUCCUGUUCGAUAACCAGCUGGUUUACUGUAAGCGGGACAUCAUUAAGCGCAGUCACUUCAUAUACAAGGGUCGCAUUUUCCUGGAUCGCUGCCGCGUUGUAAACGUUAGAGACGGCAAGAUGUUCGGGCACACCAUCAAGAAUUCCCUGCGGAUCUACUGCGAGGCACGCCAAAAGUGGUACGACUUCAGCUUCCGUUCGGCGAACCGAAAACAUCGUUUUCUGAGCACCCUCGCCCUGGAGCGUCAAUUCGGCGGAAAGCCCUUGUACGUACAGGAGAUGGCUGGCUUCGAGUACAACUACGAGGAGCGAUCUGGCGACUUUUCUGACCAAUCCGAUUACGAGGCGCAAGACUUUGAAGCCACUACUGGGGCGACAUCCGCCAGUGGGGAGAGCUCAGUGCCGGAGUCACCGGCCAAAUCAACUUCCCGCUUGUGCGAGACUUUGCCCAAAAAAUCACUGUCCCGGGACGGCAUAUCCAGUGCAGACAACUCGCAAAUGCUGUCAACCACAUCGACGACGGGUUCGCUGGGAAGACGUCCCUUUGGCAAGUGGUUCCGCAAACCAAAGAGCACCAACUGCACCCCGAGUCAGUCACCGACACACAAGCCCAGCUUCGAUGCAGACGAGACUCUCACAGAGGCCCGAGUAGCUGCCAUGGAGCUGGCAGCAGCCGAUGUCGAGGCUGUCGCCAUGCUGGUGCCAACGGACAGUUCGUCCGCCUAAACAAGGACUUGAUGCAGUUGAGGGUAGGGAAAGAUAUACCUAUACACAGCACAGCAUACAUGGUAUAAAAUAUUUGUUACAAUAAUAUUAAAUUGCCUUUAAUCGUAGCAACAGGUAGUCGAAUGGGUGUUACAUUCAGAAUAAGUUAACGUUUUAUCUUUUCGUUCAAUAUAAUUUUAAUUUCGUUUUUGUUUUUAAAUCCGUCUAUCGCCUGUCGUCAAUCCGUCUGUUACAGGGUUUCUGGAGAAUUUAACGAUACGAAGCGGUAAUAAGAAUUUUAUUUACGAAGAUUUUACAAAUAUCAGAAACGUGAAUAUUGUAUACUUCUGUCAUUUAAUGCGGUUAUUUGAAAAACGUUGCCGACUGCUAGUCCAAAAACCCCAUUACCUGUCCAUACUUGUAAUUCUAGGUUACGUGAUAAGUCGAUAAUAAACAUCCAACAUUGAACAUU
Molecule: messenger RNA, 4370 nt
Organism: Drosophila serrata
Lineage: Eukaryota; Metazoa; Arthropoda; Insecta; Diptera; Drosophilidae
Gene: RhoGEF3
Product: Rho guanine nucleotide exchange factor 3
Cellular component (GO): cytosol
Molecular function (GO): protein binding; guanyl-nucleotide exchange factor activity
Source: RefSeq, a predicted model, not a curated record